UGAAGCGCUUUAUAUAAACGAGGUAUUUUGGAGCGACGGAGCUUUUACAACGGCCGAAGAACCACUCACGUGUGUGCAUGUUAGUGAGCUGCACAUUUACCGGCCGAUUAGUGCAUCGUUUCUUGAAAUGACAUCGUGGGUGUGAUUCCUUCACUUGAGAGGGGGAGACAGAGAGCGGAUGACAGCCAACCAUGAGACCUACCUUCUUAUGGCUAACACCCAGAAUGACAUGGAGGAUUGGGUGAAGACGAUCCGCAGGGUCAUCUGGGCUCCAUUUGGUGGAGGGAUCUUUGGUCAGAAGUUGGAGGAAACUGUGCGGUUUGAACGCCGGUUUGGGAACAAGCUGGCUCCUAUGCUGGUAGAGCAAUGUGUGGAUUUCAUUCGGCAGUGGGGCCUUCAGGAGGAGGGCCUAUUCAGGCUGCCAGGACAGGCCAACCUGGUCAAAGAGCUGCAGGAUGCCUUCGACUGUGGAGAAAAACCCUCCUUUGAUUGGUAAGGAAACACAUCAGGGUACUGGCUACUUGGAUUUCCUCAGUGCAUUUUAAUGUGAAGUUGAUAUGUUUAGACUGUUGACUGCACCUCUGGAACCACAUGGGUGCUCCUGUUGGCCUGGAACAAAUGGGCGAACCCCCAGAAGUUUACAAAAACACAAAGGUGGGUGAGUGGGUAUAAGAUUCAGUUGCAUCCAGAGAUUUGAAUGAUGGAUUUCAAUACCUGUUUUGCACUGGAAAUCUAAACAAAGACAUUUAGAAGGAUCCUUUGUGACAAACCAAGGAACCUUUAGGAAAACUCAGCCUGAAUUUAAAUGUGGCUAAACAAGACUAACUAACACAAAGGGGAUUAUUAUUAUU
Messenger RNA from Micropterus salmoides (largemouth bass), 851 nucleotides. Its product is annotated as rho GTPase-activating protein 24-like. The record is from RefSeq and is a predicted model, not a curated record. The transcript is spliced from 3 exons. Gene Ontology annotation, biological process: negative regulation of Rac protein signal transduction; activation of GTPase activity; negative regulation of ruffle assembly. Lineage: Eukaryota; Metazoa; Chordata; Actinopteri; Centrarchiformes; Centrarchidae. Gene Ontology annotation, cellular component: focal adhesion. Gene Ontology annotation, molecular function: GTPase activator activity. Bases 179 to 496 code for a protein of 105 amino acids.